Messenger RNA from Arctia plantaginis, 3105 nucleotides. The record is from the annotation of a GenBank genome assembly. Lineage: Eukaryota; Metazoa; Arthropoda; Insecta; Lepidoptera; Erebidae.
AUGUGGCCGAUGCUCCUUAACAUGACACAGGACGAAUGUCGCCUUACACUUCGUAGACUCGAAUUAGAAGCCUACUCGAAUAUGAUCAGUGUGUUCAGAGCACAAGGAGCAUUGGAAGACAACAGAAAAAAGCUAUUGGAAGAACUGCGCGCCGUUUUGCAUAUAAGCAAUGAUCGGCAUAGCGCUGAGGCGCGCCGCGUGUCCAAUGACGAGCUAUUAGCAACAAUUGCAGAUCAGUUGUCGGGUCCAAACACAGGGCUAGGAUGGAUCAGCGAGGGUCGGAGAAGAGUGCCUCUGAUACCAAGAGGUAUCGCUCAGACUAUGUAUACAGAGAUUGCGGAUAAAGCUGCUGAGGCUGCAGCUGCUGAAAAUAAAGAAAUUCAAAAGAGGCUUGAAGCUGAAAGACUUGUAGCGCCUAAAUCCAAUGAAGAGGAAAUGCCAGAUGCUGAAGGUCAAACAGCUGAAAGUGCCCUUAACACAAAUGAUGCAGCUAAUGAGAAUUUAUAUCCACCACUGGCUACGGAAGACCAGACUACUAAAAUAUGGGAGUCUGAACUUGUUAGUCGAAAGAGAAAAAUCCCAGAAGGAGGUGUAAUACCAGAUGAUUCAACUAUUCCAAUGAAAAACAUGCGAAACAUACCUGUUAAUAUGAAUCAAAAGCAUCUCAAUCUGUCACAGAUCUAUUCUAAAUUCUCACAACCUGCCUCAAGUAAACCUUCAGGACAGUCAAAACAUUCAUAUAAUCAAGUAAGCAAAGUAUCUACUAGUAAACCAAGUCAUGGUCACCCACGUUCUCACCCACAUAAGAGCCGACCUCACAAAAGUUCUAAGAGUUCACAUGCCGUUAUUUCUAAAUCUCAGAUGAAAAAGCAACAAGAAUUGCCAAUGUCUCCUAAUAAGCAAUACAAUCCUUCUACCUUACAAUUGGAGUAUUCUGGCCCUCCAAACACUUUUCAAGCUAGUUAUGCUCAAUCUAUAUUAGGUAAUAAAACGAAGCCCGAUUAUAUGGAUGAGAUAAAACCUAAGGUCCUAUCUUCUCCGGGAAUGGUGACAGAUUCACCAACCAUGCAGCUACUUACACAACCAGCGACCGUACCACACGAACUCGAAGUUUCAGAAAAUGCGCAUCCUGACGACCCUACGUCCUUACAGGCGCAAGGCACGCCUGUUACUAAACAAGCCAUAACUGGAAAACCGUGCCAAUUUAUAAUAAAGAACCGCGGUGAAUUGAGCACAGAUAAAAAAGUACAAAUGUCAGAACUAAAAAUACUACAGAAGCCCUCAGAGGGCAUAAAGCUUUUGUCUAAUAGACAAGUAGUUGUUGCUCCUAGCUCUGCUCAGAAAGCUUUAAACACACCUGGCAAGCUAGUUACGACGAAAGUAAUCGGCUCAAUACCGAAGAAUCGUAAUCCUCACACACCGCUAAUGACAGAUAAAAUGAUUGUAGUGUCUAAGCCAUCAUCAGACAAUAAAAGCUUGCCAAACUCAAAAGUAAUAAUCACUUCAGCCAUCAGCACGCCUCUCCGGGAUGGUCCGCCAAUUAGUACAAACAGUAUAUCAAACAAAUUAACAGAAACACUCACACCUAAAGGUAUUCCAGCGACUGACUUAAAAGUCUCAGCUAAAGCAGUAGUUUUAAAUCCUAAAUCAGGCCAAAAGAUGGUUGUAUUACCAGCUAAAGCAAGAACGAAACCCGGUAAUGAGGGACAAAUACCGUUAAUACAUUUCAAAGGCAUACCCACUGCAAUGAAAUUAGUACCAGUUAGUUCGCAGUCGAUGCCACAAAUCACGAAAUCGCCUGCAAUGACAGUGAUGUCUAAACCAGCUACAGUUAGUUCAAUCCCAUCCAAUGCCAAAAUAGUUGGCGUAGAACCAAUCAAAACUGCAAAUUUAGCCGACAUCGUGCCUGUUAAAGGGUUAGCACCCGUAACUACACCUAAAAUAACCAAUCCUAUCGUUAGACCGUCCAGUGCUAAAGGCAGCGUCAUAGUUGUACAGAAAGGGACGACACUUAGCAAAGCUUUAACAUUUACAAAAAAUGGCAACGAUAUGUCUAAAGUUAUAAUGGGCAAAAAUGUUAAUCAACUUUUACAAGCGUCGAAAUCUGACCAAACAGAUGCCUCUAAAUGUGCUGGUAACGUUAUUGUUUUGGAACUGAACAAUGAACAGACGGGACGAACUACAACAAUGUCAGAAAUAUUGGAUAGUCGAGUGAGUAACAUGCCGCGAGUGGCCGAUGAAGGUAAAAAGUUAUCUCAAAUCACACCAGAUACUCCAGUGUUAUUCGAUAGUCAAAUGACGGUAGAAACGUGUAAUGCGAGCAGCUUAGAUUCUACGGCUAGUAUAGGAGAAAUGGUUCCUAUGGAACACACGAGUUUGUCAUUAAUCGAAAAAGGUGACAGAAAAACUAAUUAUACGAAAGAAAACGAAGGUGUCAAGGACUCGUCGAGUGUCACGGAUUGGGAAAUGGAACUAGACACUGUAUCGCGAAAAGGAAAAGACGAGGACAAACUGAAUUCACUACAUUUAGACUUAGGUAUGUCAAGCGAUAGCGACAGUGAAUACAUGCCUAGUCAUAAGUCGAAAAAUAAACACUCAUCACAAGAAGCUAUGCAGCGAGCGACGCCAAGUGGUGAGGCCAGCGACAUGUACAGCAGUUCGAGCGCCAUGUCCCUCGCGACGCGAACGUUGCUCAGUCAGCUGCAGGACGAUGGCUCAUCGAGCAACGAUUCUUCUUUUGCCCUUAAAACUAAAAUUUGUGAAAAAUUAAAAGAGAACGACUCUAAACUUGAUAAGUCUGAGUGCGAAGCAUUGACGAAAGCGAAAGAAAAACUGUCUGAAAAGGUAGCUGAAGCUAUAUCACAACGGAAGCGAAUAGACAUAUAUAGCACGGCAAUCACAACUUCUGACAUAAACUUGGACUCGUUCUCGUAUCUUGACGAGGGAAUGAUGGCUGGGGACGACGUGUUCGCUACGGAAGAGUCCAAGCGCGAGUCUCGGCGGGCGGACACGCUUGACGACCAGCUAAGCCGAUUAUUAGGCGAGGACUCGGCCAACUCGACUGACUCACAAACUGUAAGUGAAAGUAUGCCUUUAAAUAAAUAA